AACUUACUUAAUUUGGGACACGGAAUGAUAUAAAGCAGUGGUUCUCGAUUGUGUGUUAGUUCACAACAAGUGCAUGCGUCCGAUUGCAAUGUUGGAACCCGUUCUCGCCUUCGCAGUGUUACUGGUCAAUCAUGCUCUAGGGGCAGAGCUAUUUCUCAACCCCGGUAUGGAGCAGCCGGAUAUGGUUGGAACGUGGGGCAAUGCCUGGGGGUACAAGGUCGAUCGUAUCAACACCGACAGCCACAGUGGUAACUUCUCAGCCAAGCUGUACCAAAGGACCCAGUCCUACCAGGGCAUUGGUCAGGACGUUGCCUUGACGACCAACACGCGCUACGCCAUCGAAGGAUACGUAAAACUCCUGAACAAUAACUCCAAGAUGUCACAGGAAUUUGAGUUCAUGAUACGCUAUCAGUGGAGUAAUGACUUUUCGAAUUCCACGUGGAUUCAGAUUGGUUUCCAUCGGUUUGCGCAUCCGAAAGAUGGCUGGAUAAGAGUCGCGGCAGAUUUUACAACACCCUUGAGACAAUGGUACUUAGCGAACGUGUACAUCCAGGGGCCAGACGUCGGUAUUGAGUACUUAGCAGACGACUUCUCUCUAAAGGAAGUGCCAGAAAACAGCACCUGGCGACAAGCGUCCCUGGAAAGCAUCGAACGGAUCCGGAAGAGCAAUAUUACUCUCAGCGUCAAUGUUGGUGCCCAGUACGACCCUCAUUUUAUCGAGGUUGAGGUUGCGCUACGCUCGCACGAGUUCGGGUUCGGCUCGGUGAUUGACGACGCCGCCUAUCUGGACCCGGGGUACGUGACUUACCAGAACCUCUUGCAUGAGUUCUUCAACUGGGCCACCGUGGGGACCUACAAGUGGGGAUACAACCAGGGAACGCCGACUCACCCCAACUAUGACCGAGCUGUCAACGCAACGAAUGCACUUCUGAAAAACGGGAUGAUUGUCCGCGGCCACAACAUGUUCUGGGGCACAACUGGCGACACACCUGACUGGGCGCAGAAACUGAGCUCUGACCAACUCAAGGCCACCGUAGACGAGCGCAUCCGAUUCAUGACCAACAUCACCUACGGAAAACUCGCUCACUGGGACGUAAACAACGAAAUGUUGCACGGUCAGGUAUAUGAGGAAAUCACGAGGGAUCCAAACUACUCGCAGCACAUAUACCGGGCAGUGCACGCGGCAGAUCCGAGCGUCAAGUUGUUCUUGAACGAGUACAACGUGUUGGCCAACGGGGAUUCCACAGAGGAUUUUGUACGGCAAGCGCUGUCCUUCAAGGCGGCUAACUGCGGGCUGUACGGGCUCGGUCUGCAGAGUCACUUCGCGGACUACGUAGCCCCGGACCCAACACUGAUAGUGCGGCGUCUAAAACGCCUGGCAUCAACAGGGCUGCCCCUGUGGAUAACAGAACUGUCAUUGGCUAACAAGAACGAGAACGUCACGGCGGACUGGUUUGAGCAGGUGCUUACAAUCUACUUCGCACAUCCGGCGGUAGAGGGCGUCAUUCUGGGGCGAUUCUGGGAUCGCAUGGGAGUCAACUCGGAUGGAGCGUUGGUGAAUGGAAAUAACUACCACAUCAAUGCAGCGGGCAAGCGAUACCUGGAUCUCGUGAAAAAGAGAUGGUCGACAAACAUUAAAUCUCCAUUGACCCAAAAACUCACCAGUCUGGACAUUCGUGGUUUCCACGGAGACUAUGAUGUCAUCAUUCGAUAUCGAGGCAAACCCAUAAAGAAAAUGAGUUUUAAGUUGCCUAGCGACAUUGACCACGUGACCUGGGCUGUAGAUGUGGACGGCAAUGGAGACGAGAUAGUACUUCCGACGCAUGCGCCAACAUCCGAGCCCGUGAAGCACGUGCACCACGUCAUCCACGACCACACGAGAACGCUAGGACAGGUUACGUCAUCAUCGGGAACCGAUCAAUGGACGUGCACGACUCGGUACUCGGAACUCUCCGCCAUCGGUGACGACAAGACAACGGAUAUAUCGUGUAUCUCCGGGGAGAUUAUGACGGGCUGCUCCAGUAGGACCAUGGACGGAAGCAGCGUUCGAGACGGCGAGUACUACCAGUUCAGUAACGGGGCUGCCACCUGCCGGGCGGUGAACGCAUUCCAGUCCGCUGCACCGGUGCAGGCGGUGGCGAGAUGUUGCUCUCGGAAGUCGCUUCAAUGCACCUACAUGACGGCGGGGCCGUCACUUCCGGGAAAGGAGGAGCAGAUUGCAGUCAAUUGUCCGGGACACUCCUUCCCUGUCGGUUGUACCUCGUACACGUAUUUCGGCUUCAUGGACGGGGCCUAUUCUAACGGGACGGACUGUGUGGCACAGGGGGACGGGGCGCGGCUCGAUUACACCGUGUUCGUGUACGCCGCGUGUUGCCAGGCCCCCUCUAUGACGUGCCACGUACGGCGCUCAGCACCUUCCGGUCUGAAGAGAGGUGACAGAGCUAGUGUCACGUGUAGUACAGGGGAGACGCUGCUGGGAUGUUCUGUGUACUCCGAGGACGGCAGUACCGGGGGAGCAAUGCCGGAUGGCACCGGGCGUGGCUGCACAGCGUUCAACGGACAGGAGCGCUUCCCCGGGGAGGAUUCCGUCACCGCCAUCGCCGUCUGCUGCACGUAACGCACGUGACUGUGGUGCACGUGACUGGGCGGCACGUGGUCUGAAUGAAUGUUGCGUGGAUUUGAUCUGUACAUUGUAGAUAAAAUUAUAUAGUGA
Dreissena polymorpha is the source of this 2713-nucleotide messenger RNA. RefSeq lists its product as uncharacterized. The record is from RefSeq and is a predicted model, not a curated record. Gene Ontology annotation, biological process: carbohydrate metabolic process. NCBI's taxonomy places the organism in Eukaryota, Metazoa, Mollusca, Bivalvia, Myida, Dreissenidae. Gene Ontology annotation, molecular function: hydrolase activity, hydrolyzing O-glycosyl compounds.